This is a messenger RNA of Stylonychia lemnae, 582 nucleotides long. The record is from the annotation of a GenBank genome assembly. Lineage: Eukaryota; Ciliophora; Spirotrichea; Sporadotrichida; Oxytrichidae.
AUGAUGAUGUAUUUAUGGCUGGAUUUGUGUUUGAUUGCUAAGAAAUCAAAUGAGCAUAAUAUAGCAAUUGGUGGCUAAGAGAAUGGUUUAGUUAUCGUUAGACUUAUUUAGAAGGGUAAUUGCUAGUUUGAAUUAAUUUAAGAUUAAAAAAGAUUCAUUGAUAAUAUGUGGGUCAGCUCAAUGAUGCUAUUAAGACCAUUUAUAAUUGCAUUCACUUGCAUAGUUGGACAUUCAAAAUCUUAUUUAAAGAUAUUUGACAUUAAAAGAAAGUAAUAUAUCGUAAAUGUCAAAUUGCCAUCUAUAUCCUAUCUGUAUGGAAUAGCAGGAUAUGACUAUAACUAUAAUCCAUUCGCUUUUAUAAAAGAUGAUAAUCAAGUAUCACUCAUCAAUUUUAGAAAUCAAAAGAUAGUCAAGGUAGUUAACUCUGUAUUUAGUCAUUAAAUCUAUAAAAGUUAAUGCUUUGCAAAUAAAUAAUUGAAAAAGACAGAUAGAAAUAAGUUCAUAUUUUAUGAUGUUCAAAAUAUUGAGUUGGAUAGUAUCUAAAAAUCAGAAAUAAGAAUGUUUAGUAUUGAAAUGCCUUGA